This is a messenger RNA of Durotheca rogersii, 2560 nucleotides long. RefSeq names its product common central domain of tyrosinase-domain-containing protein. The record is from RefSeq and is a predicted model, not a curated record. Gene Ontology annotation, molecular function: oxidoreductase activity. NCBI's taxonomy places the organism in Eukaryota, Fungi, Ascomycota, Sordariomycetes, Xylariales, Xylariaceae. Bases 166 to 2316 code for a protein of 716 amino acids. The transcript has 5 exons.
GCAUCCUAAUAGACCUCAUCUGCACUGAAGCACAUCAUCAUGCUGAUAAAAGUUAUAAAUACCCGCGCGCUUUCUCUCUCUGACCCAAGAUGAAAGUCUUCGAGCAGCAUCAAGGAAUUCUAAUCUUCACUCAGGAAUCAAGGUGCUAUCACCAUCCCCAUCAAGAUGUCGGGCCUAGCAACAGACGACACAGGAACCUACGAUAUCACCGGUAUCCCGGUCAUACAGGAUUACCAGUAUAAAACCAAAAACAUCCCCUAUGCUCCUGGGAUCCCUUACCGCCGUAACCUUGCUGACUUGUACCCUUCAUUUGAACCGGAAUUACAACGGCAGUGGACGCUAUUCGUUCUCGCACUGGAACGAUUCAAGGCUCUUCCGGUUGACCAGAAGCUCUCCUACUUUCGAAUCGCCGGAAUUCAUGGAUAUCCGGAGACAGACUGGGACGGUGCGGACCCGCCACCUCACGAAAAGCCUGACCCUAAGCCAGGCGACAAUCCGUAUGGGGGGUACUGUCAACACAACACCAUCACGUUUCCAACGUGGCACCGGCCUUACCUCCUGCUAUUUGAGAAACGUAUUUGGGAGCAUAUGAAAGAGAUCAUCAAGGAAUGGGACCUCGACGAGGAGCGGGCGGAUCUAUGGAACACUUCCGCAGAUUCAUGGCGGUUGCCCUACUGGGAUUGGGCACAAAAGCAGACGUACAACAACAGGUUCUCGUUGCCGUUUGCCUGCAUUACGGAAACUGUCUACAUCUUUCUGCCUCACGGACCCGCCGCCCAUCCGAAUCCCCUCUGGGGGUUUGUGAAUCCUGAAAAAGGAGAUGACGGAAAGCCAUUGAAAAUGGGGGAGAUGCCGGCUGGAAAGGAGAAGUGGAAUAUUAACGACGGCAUAUCCAAAGAUGAACCUAAAUUGCCGUGGAGUCAAUGUACUGGAGUGAGCCGUUACGGAAUUCGAACAAGCGACGGCGGAAAGACUUACGAGGGCCUUGAGGGGAGGAAUAACUUCGAGAGCGCCAACAAUUCCCUAGCCUCGUUCUCUACGAAGGCCUACAACCCAUACCCGAAAGGUACAUGGGAGCAUGACCACUGGGUAGCUCCUGGGGAUUUGGCCGAUGCCGUCGGCCGCUUGCUCUCACCAGAAUACAAUAACACCUGGGGAACAUUCGCGAGUACUAAAUGGGUGGCUGAGGGAGCAGAAAAACGCCCCACGAGGUAUAUGUCCCUAGAAUACAUUCACAACAACAUUCAUAACCUGGCGGGUGGAACCGAUAUGGUAGGGUCUGGGCUUGGGCAUCUGUCUGAGGUGUCGGUGUCAGCUUUUGACCCCUUGUUUUGGCUCCACCACUGUAAUGUCGAUCGACUCCUUGCGAUCUGGCAAUCGCUGAAUUGGGAUCUUUGGUGGGAUAGGAAAGAGCCGGAUGGCAACGGACAAAAUGUCGAGGAUCCGACCGAGACCGAUCCCCUCAAACCCUUCCACAACAAGGAAAACGGCGACCCGAAAGCCGAUUUCUGGACCUCGAAGGAUGCGCGCGACUGGACGAAACUCUGGUAUCAGUACGACGAUCUCGCGCCCAAGGCUUCCGCUCUCGAAGAAGACGGCACGUUGAACGAGCGAGAGUACAUUCAUGACCUGCGCGACCACAUCCGGGACAUCUACCCGAGCACCCCGCAGUACAUCUCGACACUCUACGACAGCAUCAAGAGGAAUCACAAGAAUUUCCUCGGGCCCAAGACCCCGGGUGAUGGGAAUUGGAACGAUUACAUUGUCAAUAUCGACUACGACCGCUACGCGCUCGAAGGCAGGUCGUACUCGAUCGAGCUCUGGCUCGGCGGCGAGCCGAACGACCCAGCGAGCGCGUUCGCCGAGGCGAGAAACAUGGUCGGCCACGUGUACGUCUUCGGGGGCCUGAACCCCGCCGCCCCCGGUUCCGCCGGCGGCUGCGCCAACUGCGGGCUGCAGCGAGAGCAGAGAGUCCUGUCCCGAGGCCAGGUGCCGCUCACGAUCCCCCUCAUCCUCCAGGCCCUGGACAAGAAAUACAAGUAUAUCACCUCGCUGGACCAAGAAGAGGUGUACGAGUACCUGUUCAACCACCUGCACUGGAGAUUCAUCCAGGCCGGCGGCACCGAGAAGCCAGCCGACAGAUUCCCCAAGACCUUCAUUUCCGUCUGGGCCGGCGAGGGUAUCCCGGAACGCCACCGCGAGAGGCUGGUGGGCGCGCCCGGGGCAGGUCCGGAGAAGCCUGCGCGUCAGUACCACAGGUACAAGGAGAGCUAUUCCUCCAAGCAGAUACGGAAUUGGAUCCCACGAAGUGACUAGGCGAGAAUCACUUCCGCUACCACGAGAUCUUUGAGAACGAGCAGGUCUACAGAAAGUGGUAUCGGGAUGACCAAUGUGGAAUUGGUUGGUUCCUGUGAGAACUUGAUGGAGGUUGCCGAAAAUUGGUCCGUUUGGUGUCAGUAGCCAGAUAGAAGACAGCCAUCUUUACACACUCCUUUUAUAGUAACAUUCUAUUCGGGCUGAAGAUAUGGACAGUGAAUUAUGUGAACCCCUGAGAUACGAU